This is a messenger RNA of Nylanderia fulva, 1628 nucleotides long. RefSeq lists its product as uncharacterized. NCBI's taxonomy places the organism in Eukaryota, Metazoa, Arthropoda, Insecta, Hymenoptera, Formicidae. The record is from RefSeq and is a predicted model, not a curated record.
GUAACUUGAUGAUACUAUAAUGGUAUAUAAAUGUACGAUAAUUAUUCACUGAUCUCAAAGCGCAUUCACAGAGCUGCCAUGAUGAAACUCAUCUUAGCGCUAUUUGUCAGCUUGGCCAUCAUCGGCCUGGGCCAAUCUCACCAGUUCCCAGAUUUUGGCGAGGGUCCACUUCAUGAAGAUUUUCAAGAUUUUCUCGAUUUAUUUCCUGCGGAACAAGUCGCUCAAGUCGUUGCAGAUUACGUGCAGAAUGAUGAUGAAGUAAAACAUAUUAUUGACUAUCUGGCGAACACGCCUUUAAUAAAAAAUCUAGUGAUAGAUUUUGAGGCUAUUGAUGAAGUGAGGGAUCAUAUUGAUUAUCUGCAAAAUCACGGCAUCUUCAGCUACGAUAUGGUCAAUCAGAUUAAUAGAGCCUUAGGAAUCGAGGAACUUGUACCACCUACGCCAACACCUCCACCACGUCUUCUCCUGAACCUACAACCGAGCCUACACGUCCACCUACAUCGACACCUGAACCUACACCUGAGCCUACAACCGAGAACCUACACCGAGCCACCUACAUCGACACCUGAACCUACACCUGAGCCUACAAGAACCGAGCCACCUACAACUUCAGUUGAACCUGUACCUAUCUCCGUAAUCCAGAGGACCGGUGGACUUUCAGGACUUUUCAAAGACGUCGGAAGUCUUAUGCCUUAUAGCCGCUAUAUUAGUCUAUAUGUAAACAAGUCGAGAAACUCCCACGCCUUCCGCGACUUGCUUCACGAACUUAGACAUGGCACCUUACAACGCAUCGUUAACAAGCUUUACAAAAGUAACUCCUUCCAGAUCAUUCUAAAUGGUCUCAAGAACUUCAACGUGAAUGUGAAAAUUGUAGAAGAUGUCCUGUACAUUCUUUUCGACGUCACUACACCGAGACCUCCUAAAUCGUUAAGGGAACAUCUCAUUGACUUCUUAAAGCUUAUUCCAACAGAACAGUUUACUGAGGUACUAGUCAAGUAUCUAAACGAAGACCAACAAGUACGUGAUGCUAUCACCUUCCUGUUCACACCCGAAUUCCAUGAUCUACUACGCUCCGUCGAAAGUCUUGAGGAACAUCAGAAACUGGUGGUAUAUUUAGAAAAAUUAGGAUUGCCUGUGAUUGAAGGAAUACAGGAAAUGCAUAAGGCUCUCGGUAUGGAAGAUUAUGUGCCCCCUAAAAUAGAAGACUUACUCAAAUCUCAAAUUGGCGCGCAAGAAGUCGGCGAUGGAAUGAAAGGAUUGAUCAGAGAUCUUUAUAAUUUGCUACCUUUACGCAAGAUUGAUGCUCUUUUCCGGAAAAAACUGCAUGACAAAGUCUUUGCUCAUUUCAUCGAAAGCCUUGCAUCUCCGGAAUUUGUAGAAAUCAGCAAGAAUCUGGUAAAUCAUGAAACUUUUAAACAAUAUAUCGCGCAAACCAAUGAAAAGGGAUUGGAGUUACUGGCGUGGGCGAAACUUUCUAAUAGAAUGAUUGGUCUUAAAUGGGAAAGAAUAUUUGUAGCAUUUUGAACAUUUAAUGCAAGCAAAUUAUACGCUAUGUAAUAAUGUAACAUAAGAGUCUUCACUUACUGUGUAAUUAUUAAUAAUAAAUUUAUUGCCUUACACAAAAUAAA